Molecule: messenger RNA, 2302 nt
Organism: Polyodon spathula (Mississippi paddlefish)
Lineage: Eukaryota; Metazoa; Chordata; Actinopteri; Acipenseriformes; Polyodontidae
Gene: tmem184c
Product: transmembrane protein 184C
Exons: 10
Coding region: 375-1718 (447 amino acids)
Biological process (GO): transport
Molecular function (GO): transporter activity
Source: RefSeq, a predicted model, not a curated record
UUGACUGAGAAUAACAACAUGAAAACAUAGCUAGAACAUAUGCUUUUGUUCCCUUUAAGUUAAAUUGUGAAUACAAUUUGUUUUCUUACUGAACUAAAACAAUUUAAGCUCAAGUUUUACAGUAAAACGUUAUGAUGAAUGUAACCAACCCAUAACAGCCGUUGCAUUAGCUUAUGUUGACAGUAGUCGUCACGUUAUCUAGUGUCCAGUAUGAAAUAGUCUUGUGACCUGUACCAGUGUAACGCAUUUUGUGGAUGUCACCGCUCUGACUGUUUAGUUUUUUUUAGUUUAUUUUUUAACUUUCUGUAAAAAUAAUCGUAGUAUAAUAUUGUUAUUUGCACUUUCUGAUAGACCUUGAAUGUAUACUGUCAGUAAUGCCUUGUACUUGUGGCAACUGGAGGAGGUGGAUUCGUCCCUUGUUCGUGGUUUUGUAUAUUUUGGGGCUGUUGGUGGUUCUUCCAUUAUGUGUCUGGGAGUUGCAGAAAUCUGAGGUUGGAACGCACACCAAAGCAUGGUUUAUUGCUGGGAUCUUUGUGUUUAUGACAAUACCAAUAUCACUUUGGGGGAUCCUGCAGCAUCUCGUAAACUAUACUCAGCCUGAACUGCAGAAACCCAUAAUCAGGAUAUUAUGGAUGGUGCCGAUAUACAGUUUGGACAGUUGGAUUGCAUUGAAAUAUCCAAACAUUGCAAUAUAUGUGGACACCUGCAGAGAGUGCUAUGAAGCCUAUGUAAUUUACAACUUUAUGAUCUUUCUUCAAAACUACUUGAGCAACCAGUAUCCCAGUCUGGUGUUAAUGCUGGAAGCCAAAGAACAGCAGAGACAUCUCCCCCCUCUGUGCUGCUGUCCGUCAUGGCCCAUGGGAGAGGUGCUGCUGUUCAGAUGCAAGCUUGGGGUGCUGCAGUACACAGUUGUCAGACCUUUCACCACUAUUAUAGCACUAAUUUGUGAGCUAUGUGGAGUGUAUGAUGAAGGAAACUUCAGCUCCAAAAAUGCUUGGACCUACCUGGUGAUUUUCAACAAUUUAUCACAACUGUUUGCCAUGUACUGCCUUGUGUUGUUUUAUAAGGCGCUGAGGGAAGAGUUGAACCCUAUCCAUCCAGUUGGGAAAUUCCUGUGUGUGAAAAUGGUUGUCUUUGUGUCCUUCUGGCAAGCUGUUUUUAUUGCGUUUCUGGUUAAAGUUGGGAUUAUUUCUGAAUCUCACACCUGGGACUGGGACAGUGUGGAAGCUGUUGCAACAGGCUUGCAGGACUUUGUCAUCUGUGUGGAGAUGUUUCUUGCUGCGAUAGCUCACCAAUACAGCUUCACAUAUAAACCUUAUGUACAAGAAGCUGAGGAGGGCUCAUGUUUCGACUCCUUUCUUGCCAUGUGGGAUGUUUCUGACAUUAGAGCUGACAUAUCGGAGCAAGUGCGCAAUGUUGGGAGAACAGUUUUAGGCCGCCCUCGGAAAAUGUAUUUUGCAGAAGAACAGGAGCACAAUGAGCACACCAGCCUUCUGUCCGGUGGAUCCCAGGAGCCUGCUACAGAUGUCUCUUCUAUGCCACCUUCCCCCACGGGCCACUAUCAGGGACUUGGGCAGACCACUAUGACUCCUCACUCUUUAUCAGCGCCUGCAGGGCUCUUCAACUCUGCUAAUGACGCACAAUAUGAAGAUUUCCCAAAUUCACUGCCUCAGGAUACUAAGGAACUUCCGGAUCAGGACAAUCACACAGAGUCCUGAUAACUUACGCAACAAGUGCCCUCGCUGUAUUGUGAUGCCUAAAAAACUUUUAAAACUAAUAAGGUAUGCUCUAUUGCUAUGUCUAUAUUUAGUAAAUACAGGAUUUUUAUUUAUUUGUUUUUUUUUCCAGCAUUCCCAUUUGACCAAAAGCUGAAAGGGUUUUCGUAACACAAUGUUGCAGCAUAGGGUUUGUCAAAACGGUGGUAUUUUUGUUCUUGAAGGACCUUCAUGUUUGUUUUGCUCUGGAAUGCUGACUGACAACCUGCGCCAUGUAUCAUGCCAUACAUGGCCGUGGUCUGAAAUUCCUAAUCAUUGUAUGCUUUAUUAAAUACAUUGCUUUAACAGCCUACCAAUCUGGGCCUUUCUUUAUGUUCAGUUCUUAGCGUGCUUAGCAAAAAAUAUUGAACCUUCAAGCAGAAGCCAGUUGCCAGCUUGUAAGCAAGUCUUUUUUUUUUGUUUUGUUAAAUAUUGAAAUGUUGAAGUGUACUUUAUAGAAACACCUAAAACUCUUUGAUAAAUAGGCCUUUCAAAUUAUAAGGGCCUUGGGUGACAACAAUUUUUCUCAGUGCAGUUCUAAUAGACAG